This is a messenger RNA of Neoarthrinium moseri, 1572 nucleotides long. RefSeq lists its product as uncharacterized. Lineage: Eukaryota; Fungi; Ascomycota; Sordariomycetes; Amphisphaeriales; Apiosporaceae. Bases 1 to 1572 code for a protein of 523 amino acids. Gene Ontology annotation, cellular component: cytoplasm. The transcript has 2 exons. The record is from RefSeq and is a predicted model, not a curated record. Gene Ontology annotation, molecular function: ubiquitin protein ligase activity; zinc ion binding.
AUGUCUGCCGACCCCCAGGAUGCUCAGAGUGCGCCGGCUGGCGAUGCGCCGCGCGACCGACGCGAGAGCAUGUCGCAGCGCUCCGAAGCCUCCCAGACUGCCGCUGAUUUUAUUAGAGAUCAGAUGCAGCUCGAGGCCGAUGCCCGCGAAGCUCUACCCUACAGCAUAUCCGAAUGCACCAAGCCUCUCGGAUCGCUGCGCCAGAACGUCUUUGCCUGCCUGACCUGCAACCCACCCCCGGCAAACCCCAGCGACCCCUUCACCCCCGCUGGCGUGUGCUACUCGUGCUCAGUCCAGUGCCACGGUGAGCACGAGCUGGUCGAGAUCUUCCAGAAGCGCAACUUCACCUGCGACUGCGGCACCACACGCUUCACCAAGGACCAGCCCUGCACUCUGCGCCUCGAUCCCGACACCAACACCAAGGGCGCCGUCCAUUCCGAGCCCGCCGACCCCAACAACAGGUACAACCAGAACGUCCGCAACCGCUUCUGCUCCUGCUCCAUCGACUACAAGGCCCAGGAGCAGAAGGGCACCAUGUUCCAGUGCUUGGGCCUGGGCACUGCCGACCAGGGCGGCUGCGGAGAGGACUGGUAUCAUCCCGGCUGUCUGGCCGGCCUUGGUCCCAGGUGGUGGGACACCCCGGAGAAGCAGAAGGCACCAACAACAUCUGCCCCGAGCGGCGGGCUGCCAUCGAUCGCAGAAGAUGACACGCCACAGCAGCCGGCUGCGGUGGAACAGAAUGCGAGUGCGGCACCCGAAGACGAUGAUGACGACCCGCCGCUGCCCCAAGGCUUCCCUGGUGAAGAUGACUUUGACCACUUCAUCUGCUACAAAUGCAUCGAGGCAAAUCCCUGGAUCAAGCGUUAUGCGGGCUGUUUGUCGGGCUUCUUAGCCCCUGUAUACUUCAAGAAGCCAGACGACGAUGCAGCGACUGCGAAGAAGCGACCGCGCGACGACGAAGAUGACGACAAUACCGAGGACACUCAAACUAAGCGUAUCAAAAGUGAGCCACCCCAGGAAGCACAGGAUCCCUCCAUAUCGUCAGCCACCGACAGCGUCCCUAUCAAAGUCAAGGAGGAGGACUCGAAAGACGCCCUGGCCACCUCUCCUACCGCCACAUGCAAACUCGACAGUUUGCCUCCUACCCCGUCAGGCCAGUUCUCCCUGUUUGUUAAAGAAGGCUUUCGCGACCAGUUCUGUCGCUGUCCCGCCUGUUUCCCCAACCUUAAGCCCCACCCUCAGCUUCUGGACGAGGAGGAGGCAUACGAACCGCCGCUCUCGGAUACUGCCUCGGACAAUGGCUCCACACACGGUAGUGGUUCGCUGUACGAACGUGGCGAGUCGGCUUUGCGAAAUGUCGACCGUGUGCGCGCCAUCGAGGGUGUCAUGGCCUAUAAUCAUCUCAAGGAGCAGCUGACGCCCUUCUUCAAGCGCUUCGCUGAGAGCGGUGAGGCUGUUAGCGCCGAGCACAUCAAGGAAUACUUUGCCAAACUGCGUGGUGACCAAGAAGCCAUCCAGGAGGCUGGCGAAGCUGCCAAGAGCGAUAGUCGCCACGAGCAGAGCGGCUAUUAA